This is a messenger RNA of Pocillopora damicornis (cauliflower coral), 1268 nucleotides long. RefSeq lists its product as uncharacterized. Lineage: Eukaryota; Metazoa; Cnidaria; Anthozoa; Scleractinia; Pocilloporidae. The record is from RefSeq and is a predicted model, not a curated record. Gene Ontology annotation, biological process: signal transduction. Gene Ontology annotation, molecular function: protein binding.
CUUUCUUUCUGAUAAACUUCAAUCUAUGGUUGUAUCUAGUUCAUUUCUCGCUCAAGAAAAUGGCUUCUUUCGCGUUUCCCGAAGAAAGCUUAAUCUGCAAAAUGACAGCGGCGAUCUUACUGGUCCUCAUCUCAACUGUCCCUGCGCGAGUGGCAUCGGCUCGAUGCCCAGAUUGUACGGGCGAGAUAAAAAGAAUUGAUUCUACAGGCAAAUGCCACAGUUGUUUCCCUUGCCCAGAAUGCAUUGAGGGAUAUUCAACUUCAUCUGUCCCUUGCGGAUCGACUAUUCCUUAUGAGAGGGAUAUACAUUGUGUGGAAAUCCUACAGCACCCUCAGGAAAGUUCACAAACAAGCCAUGCAAUUUUUGCAUCUGGAACAGUUACCUCUCCUUCCCAGAUUUUCGCCACCACGGCAAAUUUGGUCAUUUCUGCCACUAGCUCCUUCGUUCGUGCUGGUUCCAGCAUCAUUCAAGAAAGAGAAUCUAAGUCAACUAAAGACCCGAACACUGAGAACAUAUCGCCACCAUUUGGCAGUUAUUCAAACAACACCAUCAUAUUCACAUUGUUUGCAAUAUCUCUGGUGAUCUUAUCAGUAGCUAUUGUGUUUAAAUUGCAAAAGAAAAAUAAAGGUAGAAGUCAGUCAGCAGUAACUACAGUUGAUGCACUUCCAUCCUUGCCAGGGCAAUCAUUGUCAGAGCAAGAUCAUGAAAUUUGCCAUAUUGAUUUAGGAACAAACUGUGUCGUUUAUCAAGGUGCCCAUUCAAGUGAGAUGGGAGACGACACAUUGCCAGGUUUGACUCAUGGGACUGGAAAUAAUGGUUCAGGUAAUAAUUAUUGUCAAACCUAUUGUAGAUUGAUCUACAUUUCCAAAAUGUCAGCUGUUAGAUCAGAGAGUAAGAAACUGACCAGAACUGUUUGCACUCAUGUACACAGCUUUUAAAAAUACAGUUGCUGUGUUAAUUAUUCUUUAAAUUAUCUUAUUUCUUGUUUCAUUUUUCUUCCAAAGUAUGGUUAAAUAUGGUGACCUCAUGCUUAACAGCUAGGCAUCAGUAAGGGUUGAUACUAAUCUCAUGUCUAAUAUAUCCCCAUUCUCCUUUCAGGCACCAUUUGUGAUAAAUGAACUUGAGGCUGUGAUUAUGCAGUCUCUCUGUUUUUUAUCUUUGUUAGUUAUAUAUUUUAAAAAAAUGUUAAUUUUAUUGUAAUUAUACUACACCCAUUAGUGUCAACCACCACUAUGGUUUUUGAAGGCUGACAUUUCAGACAGUAACCC